Armigeres subalbatus is the source of this 2524-nucleotide messenger RNA. Its product is annotated as transmembrane protein 65. Gene Ontology annotation, cellular component: mitochondrion. The transcript has 6 exons. Bases 586 to 1608 code for a protein of 340 amino acids. The record is from RefSeq and is a predicted model, not a curated record. NCBI's taxonomy places the organism in Eukaryota, Metazoa, Arthropoda, Insecta, Diptera, Culicidae.
GUUUCAAAUCGGUUCUUCUCGGGCCGUGUUGUCAAUUUUCGAGCUUCCUCCUCCUGAAAAACAAAAAUCGAGAAUCAAAACAAAAAGUUUAUCCCCGUGCAAAAGCAAAACGAAACAAAAUCUUCUUCGUCGACAAGCGAGGAAAAUCCGAGAGGAAAGUAAAUUCAUCGGUAGCGAGCUCCCACAGCACUAGCAUUCGCAGCGGGGUCCGACCGUUCUGCUCAGUAGUGUUCUUGUUCUCGUGUCGUUCGGUGUGGAAUCGAUUCCCUCUCCUGCGUAGACUCCGACGAGGUGGCGGUUGUGCUGUGCAUGAGUGUUUGUUGUCCGUUGUACCCCGUGUUCCGAAGCAACCUGUCCACUGAGUGUUAUCAUCCGUACUAAAUUACCCCUUUUUGUAAGACGGUAGUGAUAAGAAAAAUCCAUUCGUGGGUUGUUGGGCAGAGCGAUUCAAGUGAAUUGUGUAGUCAGAAUCGAAGGGAUUUAGCUCAGAGAGUGUGGACCAGUUCCGAGAAUUGGGUAAAAGAUAUCGACCGAGGAGCAUCCGUGGGUUGGAAAUUGUGUUCCAUCUGAAGAGGAAAGAAGAACAUGAAUGCCAGUGUGUCGUGUUUGAUGCGGUCGUCCAGCUCGGUUCUUGGGCAGUAUGUCAGAGUCACGACGGGGAUUGUGGUUCCGGUGCAAACCGGUGCAAGUGGGUUACCUUGUGGUAUGGAGCGACAGCAGGAAGCGUCGCAGAACAGAAAAUUCAGUAGCAUGAGCGGAGAAAGAGGGGGGAACCCGAUGAAGAACACCUGUAGGAUUACCCACUGCAGGCGAGGCAGUAUCAACGGUUAUAGUGAGAUGCCGUUCCUGAAGGCGGUGAUGAGGUUUGACGUGACCCGGGGAUACACGCAGGCUGCGUCCACUUUGACGCGAGAGCAGCUUCAUGAUCUGGUGUAUCGCCUCAAUGAAGACGAACGGGAGCUUCUGAUGAACACGCUGAAGCAGUUCGAAUCCAACAAACAGAAGGCUCAAUUCGAAGGACAGUUGGCGGCAACGAUGUGGCGAAGCAGAUUCGGACGACCGGCGAAAUUGAAGCCAGCCCUCGGGGACGUUGAUCCGACUGGUUCCUACUGUGCGGUACCGGAAGAUUGGCUGCAGAAAAAGUUCGCGGAAACAGUUCCUGUACCUGCCAAGAGCGAUUUGAUGAGAUUGGCACUGGUGAAUGCACUGCCAUUUAUUGGAUUCGGUUUCCUGGAUAAUUUCACUAUGAUCAUCGCGGGAGACUACAUCGAGCACACUCUCGGGCUGUUCAUGUGCAUCUCGACGAUGGCCGCUGCCGCCCUGGGGAACACAAUCAGCGACGUGAUCGGCAUCGGGUCGGCCUUCUACGUGGAAAAGGUAGCCGAGAUGAGCGGAGUGAAACCACCCAAGCUGACGCCAAUACAGCUCGAGAUGAAAUCCAGUCGACGGGCGGCGAACAUGGGCCGUGUGAUAGGUAUUACUAUCGGAUGUAUACUCGGAAUGUGCCCGCUGCUGUUUUCGAAGGAUGCGGACAAAAAGGACGACAAGGCUGUGGCUGAAGCAGCGGCAGCUCCUGUCGACGUUGUGGUGCUAGAAAAAGGCAAGUAAAGCAGCUUAUCACCCGCCGAUGAUGGUGCACUGAAGGACCAGUUGUUGCCGCUGGAUGGCAAACAUCUUCUCGAGUAUAGUCAAUUCUAAGAUAGUGCUAAUUACCUGUACGAACUUUUUAUGUAUGGACCGAGCCGAGUGACGUCGAGCGUUUAUGUUUGCGUGUUUGCGUUAUCUGAAACCGCGGCCAGAUGAGCGCGUGAAUUUUGUUCAGACAAACCUGAGCCAUGUAAAUAAUAUCUACAUUUAAUUACUAAUAAUGAUGAUGGACAAAGGCAUUAGCUAAAAAGCGUAUGACGCGAAAGGAAUAGGAACACUGCGCGUGCUGAGUUUAACUCUCGUUAUGUACUUUCUACGCUAGUCUUUCACUUUAGAGGCGGAAAUCGCUUGUGUAGUAGAUAGUAAAACUUAUGAGAUCUGUUAGAUCUUUUCGUAGAAAAAAAAAUCAGUUUUAGUUACUCUUCGAACUACUGCUCAAAUACUCGACGAUUCUGCUUCACCAAUCAUCAAAGCUUAUGACUUAAUACGCUCUUCCAAUCGCAUUCGAUGAUUCUUAUGCUACAUACUAUGUAAAUUUAUACCAAUGUUCUAAUGUUUCUAAAGAGUUUUAUAUGGCGAUACUCAGGUGCUAUGUUGAUUUUUAUUACUCACACCAUGCAAUCAGUGUUGCAAUUGAAUUAAAUUUGAUUUGUUUAGUGGCACAAAUUCUAGAUCUUUAUUAGUCUUUGAUAACUGUCUCAUACAGAUAGUUAACCUUUUUUAAGAAAAAUCUCAGCUAUCAGUAAUCAGCGAUAACACAUGUAUUUAAAAUCGUAAUGUUCAUGUUCUUUCAAUAGUCAAGCAAGUGCCAUGUUAUCUAUAUAAAACAUCACUUUUCUGUUAACGUUACCAACUGCAUCAAAGAAUUAUGAUGACA